Paramuricea clavata is the source of this 183-nucleotide messenger RNA. NCBI's taxonomy places the organism in Eukaryota, Metazoa, Cnidaria, Anthozoa, Malacalcyonacea, Plexauridae. The record is from the annotation of a GenBank genome assembly.
AUGUCGCUAUUAAAGAAACAUCUAAAAUAUAGUGAAAGUGAUGAUUCUUUCUUGUGGAAAAGCUCUCCAGAAGACUUGAAAAAGUUUGUAAAUUCUAUCUUAGACAUCGAAGAUGACUCUAAAGGCGAAUGGAAAGAAGACAAGAAGCACAAUGCUUUCGCGUAUAAGCUCAACGACAUCUCA